AUGCGGAAACGACACGACGGUGUGACCACCGUCCCAACAGGUCCCCAGGAUAGCCACGAGGUUGAGGGCUUUCGUGAAGAGCCUCAGCAGCUUCACCUUAAACCCGAUGCAGAAAACCGAGGAACGCCGCAUCGCCAUCUAGAUAUUUCCAGUUCCAGUUUGCACCCUAUAAACAUAUGGCGGUAUUGUUCGGGAAACAGGAAUGCAUAUUCAGGUCUGUCUUCUAGGCAGAGGCGAGAUCAUGCCCGCAGAGGUCUAUCAAAGCUCGGGGGCGAAGACACUGCAAAGGCCAACCAACUAUGUGUGGAGAAACCCUGCAUGGAGGCAUCAGGGUCUCGAAUGCACAUGCCAAACAGUCGACAAAGGGCACGGUCUUUCGUUCGUCUCCGUGUCCGAAAUCAAAGAAAGCGGCAGGUGAAGAAAGACAAGUUGGGUUUUAUUUCUCGAUCACAAGGUUCACUACGUCGCAUAAUUAGCAUCCCAAGAUUCUCAAGAUCGAGCGCUAGCACGAACUUCAAAGAUGAACAGCGCUUGAGGCCCAAUGAAAAGACCCCAAAAGGAGUGAUUCCAAACGAGGCCCAAGAUUCGCCCGAAUACUCUGCGUCAAGCCAGAGCCCUGGCGGCAGCUCCGUCUCCAAAACCGGGCUACAGAGUUUAAAUCCGGAGUCGCCGCAAAGCGCACGCCGAAGAAAUACUCGAGAUUACAAGAGACGGAAGAAGCUACCUGAUGAUAUUUCAGAUGGCGAAGAAGAAGACUUAGUGAACACACGAUCCGCCAACCGACCUUCCUCCAGUAAAGAAUACGCAUGCCCAUUCUUCAAAGCAUACCCAAGCCAGCAUCUGGGCUGUCGAGACUCAGGAUGGGUCGAAAGACGGAAAGUCAAAGACCAUCUAAAACGGUACCACUAUAACGGCAAUGCACCGUCUGAAAUCCAACAUUCACACUCGUGGGAUGACUGGUAUAGAUUCAUUGUGAAGGAUACAGACCGAGAGGCUCGAGCAAUACCUAACUCCGACCCCAACUUUGUUAGAAUCCUGUGCUACCUUCUUCAAGCAAGCGAGCAGUUGGAAGGCCAAGAAGCGCCAUGUUUUGGUACCCGCAUGUUGAAGCUUUUCCAACAUGCCCAGCGGAAUCCAACAGAGACCGAGUCUAUCAUUCGGGGCAUCGCGGCCAUUCUAGAUCGCCCCUACGAUCCUAUUUCGCUCGAGCCCGAGACUUUCCCAACAGAGAUUACUACCGUGAAUCCAAGCUUCCAAAGUCACCUCCACCAUGCGGACCUUCAAUACAUUUCUGAAAACGUAUACCCCCGUUUAGAUUGGCCAACCGAAGCACCAUCUAUUAGUGCACAUGCUAUUCCAAACGCGGUGCACGAUGUUUUUAAUGAGGGCAACCUAGAAGCAAGCCAAUAUCUGAUUCUUACUGCUGAGCCGCGACACGGUAAAGACUGGGAAAUAACGCCGAUCGUGGCACAUUCAGAUACUACCGGGGAUAUUGAGGAACUGGUUCGAUUCGGUGACUCUAAUUUCAAUCCCCAUAGUGUUGACAAGUCUAUGGAUGAAUUGAUGAUCUCACAGGAUGCUACAUGUCAUGAAGUUCAAGCUGGAUGUCAUGAGGCUACUGUCCCUCCGGGUACACUCUCUAGACCCCCCUUGCAGGAUUUUGUGGUGCCUAUUCAAGCACCGGUUAACGGCUUUGUCGACCCAAAGAGGACACAGAUCUCCAAUAUGGACUCGAUUCAGGGUUCAGAUCAUUCCGAGAUUCCACUUAGCCUCAUAUCCCCGAGCGAAUAUUUCGUACAAACUGGGCACCCUGUACAAGACGCUAUACCUGCACCGACAUUUGUGCAACCUCAACGUCGUUUAAUGGAAUGUACAAGCUUAGUCAAACGAAAGCGGCCACGAGCGGAGAGUGUUGGGAAUAUAUUGAUUCCUUCUUUAGAAAGCCGAUUCAAUGCAUUGCCAACCCCUUCGCCGUCUGUUCUGUCCAAAGCCGGAUCUAUAAUGACACCUUCCUUGCUUACACCGUUUACCGCCAACACAACAGGUUUCCCUAUAUCAACCCACAUGAUAUUAGUUAUAUCGGGCAGACGGCCUGAGAUUUUUACAUUUAGCGGCAGCAUCUCAAACUCAAUAGACACGUUCGUCGAGUGGAUAAACCAUAAAUUCAACUUUGACUUUUUAGACAUGAAUCGAGAAUUCUGGUUUAUGAACGAAAGCGUUCCAUUAUACAACAAGGCUGCCGUUCUUGCACAGCUGGUUGCCUUCUGGGGUGAAUCUGGGGAUAUGUUCUUUAACAAAGUGAUCCCUUGGUUCUGGAUCGACAUGCCAUGUCGUUGCCUGAUCGAGAUGAACUCAACAUAUCGGCUGGCCAAUGACUUGAAAUUUACCAUAAACGAUUCUUUCUUCGAACUCUUACCAUGA
Molecule: messenger RNA, 2421 nt
Organism: Orbilia oligospora ATCC 24927
Lineage: Eukaryota; Fungi; Ascomycota; Orbiliomycetes; Orbiliales; Orbiliaceae
Exons: 4
Coding region: 1-2421 (806 amino acids)
Source: RefSeq, a predicted model, not a curated record